AAAGUUAAAAACAAUUAAUAAGCAUGCGUUGCUAUCCGACCUCGGAUGUGAACUUUCGUGUUGAGUUCAGCGAUGGAUGGGAUAGAUAUUGUCGUUGGCUUAAUAAACAAUGGAAUUAUAAAGAUUUGUCGCCCACAACAACUAUUGCCUAUUGGCGUGAUCUUGAAGGCGCAAAAAUUGAACAUAUUCUCAUGGCGGAUUUGUAUUUUGACAACUGGUUGAAGACGCGCUUGAAUGAGGGUGCAUGCUUGCCGUUAUUGUAUGCAGGUGGCAAUCGUUUUAUAAGGUUGGAAAAGGAUUUUCCAGCUGGGUUCAGAUGCGCUCCUUUGCCAAUGAAUCUUAAGGAAUACAGAGAAAUGCAGGCCAUAGUAAAAGAGGAGGAGAAAACGAAUAAAAAGGGCAAGAAAGGUAAAGGUGGAGAGAAAGGAAAGAAGGACAAAAAAUGAAGAUAACACUCAAAGAAAGUAGCGAAAUGAACUCGUGGAAAAUUUAAAGGAAAAAGAAACUCUCACAGGACCCGGCAAUCUAGAUUUACAUCAGAUCAACACUUCACCUAAAUUGUAUUCUCAUAACUAUCCUAUCAAAACAAAAACAAUGACACUAAAAAUGGUCGUAGUUGAAAAGGAAACAAAAAACCGGCCGUCUUCACGUGCUGGAAAAUUUCGUUUGCGUGACGACGCAGUUUUUUUUUUUGGUUUUAGAAGCGAUGGCUCCUUUAAAUGGUCGGGAGUUUUUCAGCUAGCUCCCUAACACCAGGUUAUACAUGUGUUGACGUCUUUUUUUAAGACGAUGUUAAAAUGUAUGCAGCUUGCUUGAUGAAAUGCCAGCGUAACUGUUGAGGUGAGUUUCCGAGCAAGAAUUGGAUGAGUUAACAAAAAUGAACAAAAAACAAUAAUACU
This is a messenger RNA of Rhagoletis zephyria (snowberry fruit fly), 899 nucleotides long. RefSeq lists its product as uncharacterized. The record is from RefSeq and is a predicted model, not a curated record. NCBI's taxonomy places the organism in Eukaryota, Metazoa, Arthropoda, Insecta, Diptera, Tephritidae.